Messenger RNA from Mycetomoellerius zeteki, 597 nucleotides. Its product is annotated as putative nuclease HARBI1. The coding region runs from base 1 to 597 and encodes 198 amino acids. NCBI's taxonomy places the organism in Eukaryota, Metazoa, Arthropoda, Insecta, Hymenoptera, Formicidae. The record is from RefSeq and is a predicted model, not a curated record. The transcript is spliced from 4 exons.
AUGCCCCUGCCGAAAGGCAACUCAACUUAUGAUGUGUAUGUAUCGGAAGCACCCUGUACAAACUCAAGAGUAAUUGGUUGCCUCGAUUGUACUCACGUAACAAUUGUGAGACCUAAAAUUCAUGAGGAAGCAUAUCUUAACCAUAAAGGUUUCCAUUCUAUAAACGUACAGGCAGUAUCGUCGCAUGAUUUAGAAAUUCUGAGUAUAAACGCCAGAUUUCCAGGAAGUGUACAUGAUAACUUUAUUUGGAAAAAUUCUGCCGUAAGGAAUGAAAUGAUGCGGUUAUAUGAAUCUGGAGAUCAAUCAACAUGGCUUUUGGGCGAUUCAGGCUACAGCUUGGAACCUUGGUUAAUGACACCGAUUAUAGGUGCAGCAGAAGGAAGCGCAGAAGCUCGAUACACAGAAUGUCAUUCAUCAACUAGAAAUUAUGUCGAAAGAACGUUUGGACUUCUAAAAAACGUAUGGAGAUGUCUCCUCAGUCAUCGUGUAUUGCAUUAUGCACCAGUUACAGCAUCAAAUAUAAUAACAUCUUGUGCUGUAUUGCACAAUAUCCGAUUUCGUUUUAAUCUUAUGCACAAAAAAUUCGAUAUAGAUUAA